This is a messenger RNA of Rhizophagus irregularis DAOM 181602=DAOM 197198, 1689 nucleotides long. RefSeq lists its product as uncharacterized. The record is from RefSeq and is a predicted model, not a curated record. NCBI's taxonomy places the organism in Eukaryota, Fungi, Glomeromycota, Glomeromycetes, Glomerales, Glomeraceae.
AUGGCAUGUACGAAAAUAUUUUCAGGAGAUUUACCCGAAAUAACAAAUGAAAUUAUACAAUAUUUUCGGAAUGACUUUUCAACAUUACAUUCAUGUAUUCUAGUUAAUAGAUUAUGGUGUCGUUUAACAAUUCCAUUAUUAUGGGAAAACCCAUUUUCACUACAAAAUUCUAAAAAUUAUCGUUAUAUUGAACUUUACUUAUAUAAUUUAAAUGAUGAUGAUAAAACACAAUUAAAUGAAUAUGGAAUUAAUAACAAUUUACUUCCUUCAAAUACAUUAUUUAAUUAUCCUAGUUUCAUUCAACAUUUAGAUACUCGUAAAAUUAGUGACUCUAUUGAAAGGUGGGCUGCAGCUGUUAGAACAUCAUCAACAAUUCAAGACCAACUCUUCAUCUAUUCUGUACAAAAGAAUCUUUAUCUAAAAUAUAAAAAAUUAAUAUAUAAGUUAUUGUUACAAAUAAUUAUCGAAAAUGAAGUAAAUAUGCAUACUAUUAAUGUCAAAGUAUUUACAGAUGAAGAUCGCGAGUAUUUUAAUGUAACUUUUGCAUUAGUUUCACAAAAUCCAAAUUUUGUUUGUAAUAUUAAAAAUUUGGCACUUCAUAUAGUUCCAACAACUGAAAAUAUAACAACAUUUAUACAAUUUUUUUAUUCUAAUUGUAAUUCUAUUUCAUCACUUAAUUUAUUAUUUCCAUCAAAUUGUCAUUCAAAAACCGAAAAACAUUUAUCCCUGAUAGUUGAUUCACAACAAAAUCUCAAAAAAAUUUCAUUAUGCUUUAUUAAACUACCUUUAUAUCAUUCAUUAUUAUCAUUAAAGAAUUCUAAUUGUACAAAUACUUUAAGAACAAUUAUAUUUUAUUUCAUUGAUUUUAAAAAUAUAAAGAUUUUAAAUGAAGUAUUUGAACAAUUAAAUGUUUUGGAAUCUAUUCAUAUUCUUUAUUGUUAUUCUUUAGAUUCAAAUUUUAUUCAACAAGUUAUUAAUAUAACCAAACCAUUUAAAUUGAAAUCUUUAAUUAUAGAUAAACCAUUAUUAUUUGAUUUAUUACAAUUAUUAUUACAAAAAUCAGGUAAUUAUUUAGAAAAUCUUAGGAUUGAACCAGAAGAUGAAUCAAAGCAACAAUUAUUGUCAUUAAUCAUAAAAUAUUGUAAAAAAAUCAAAUUUUUAAGAUUAUAUGAUUUUGAUAAUCAAGAGGGUAUUAAUUUAGCAAUACAUUUAAUUGAACAUAUUAAAAAUCAUCUUAAUUAUCUUACUAUUGAUUUUGUAUUAUUUUAUGAAACAGAAAUCAAUUUAUUUAGUUCAAUGGUAUUACAAAACUUAGGACAAAUGCUUCCUACUAAAUUAGAAUAUUUAAGUUUAUCUCUUGAAAUUAAUACAAGUGAUUUUGAAAUUUUUUUGAAAAAUUCACAAAAUACUUUUAUUAAAACAUUAUUAAUCAAAAAUAUCAGAUAUGGAAAACGGAAUGAAGAAGAAAAAAUGAAUAUUUUACCUUUUAUAAAGGAAUAUAUUAUGAAAAAGAAAAGGACUGAAUAUUUUGGUUUUUUAGAAUAUUUUUUCGCUCAAAUUCCUACUAAUGUUGAUGAUUUAUAUUCUUUGAAAAAUGAAGUAAAGGAAUUUAAAUUAUAUAAUAUUACAAUUCAAUAUUAUAAUACUUUAAUUAUUGAUAUUUAUAAAUUUAUCAACGAAAUGUAUUAG